GUAUGAAACAUGAGAAUUUAAGCUUUGAAGUUUGAACAUUUUGUUUGUGGCGUUUACACACUUGUACAAACAUACUUUGAAUCUUAAGCAGUCCUCAAUUUUUGUCUAUAUAAAAGGGUCCACUCUUUGUCUUCCACUCAAAACACAGAAUCUAAGUGAUAAGAAGAAGAAAAAAAAUAAGUGAGCUCACUAUGUCAAAACUUUCCACCAUCUUCACCUUAGUUCUUUUAUUAAGCUUCACUUUAACCUUUGCCUCUCGUCCUAAUCUUGGAUUUAAAGGUGUUUCUUCUCUACAUGAGGAUGUUGUUGUGAACAAGGCAUUGAGUGAAGAGUUGGAUGAUGAGAGUUGUGAAGGAGAAGAAGAAUGUUUGACAAGAAGGACACUUGCAGCACAUAUCGAUUAUAUUUACACUCAGAAUAAACCCAAAAAUUAAUGGCAUCCACCAUGCCUUUGGAAACAAAAUAAUAUAGCAAUAAAGCAAUAUAUGAUCAACAUAUAUUAUUUUUCGUGUAUAUAUAACAAAUAUUUGCUUAAUUUGGUUGAGUCUUUCUUUUGCUUUUGUUGAAUUAUGUGUUAUAUUUGCAAGUAUUUUCUGUUCAGAUUAAUCGGAAUUUGUGGAAGAAUAUCGAAUAUGGUUUAUUCUCAA
Messenger RNA from Cicer arietinum (chickpea), 647 nucleotides. Its product is annotated as phytosulfokines-like. Gene Ontology annotation, molecular function: growth factor activity. Gene Ontology annotation, biological process: cell population proliferation. Lineage: Eukaryota; Viridiplantae; Streptophyta; Magnoliopsida; Fabales; Fabaceae. Gene Ontology annotation, cellular component: extracellular region. The record is from RefSeq and is a predicted model, not a curated record.